Molecule: messenger RNA, 411 nt
Organism: Rotaria sp. Silwood1
Lineage: Eukaryota; Metazoa; Rotifera; Eurotatoria; Philodinida; Philodinidae
Source: the annotation of a GenBank genome assembly
AUGGCCGAAAAUGAAGUAACAAAUUAUCGCGUAUAUCGUAUACGAUGGAUUCAAUUGUUGAUCUAUGUUUUGCCGAUUCUUGCAAAUGCUACACAUAGUAUGACAUUUGUUCCGAUUGAAUCACAAACAUCAAUAUUUUUUGGUAUAACAAUAACACAAGUGAAUGCUUUAGCUAUUGUAUUUCAAUUUCUUUAUGCCAUUAAUAUAAUAUUAUCAAUAUGGGUAUAUAGAUUUUUAUCAAUGCGUGUGGAAAUGAUAGUAGGAAGUAUUUUAAAUUUAGGUGUUUUCAUUCGUCUUCUAUCAUUGAUUUCUCCAACAAGUGGAUAUCCAGCUUUGAUUAUUGGUCUAAUAUUACCAGCAAUUGCACAAUCAGUCUUUUUGAAUAUAACAGCAUUAUUUGCUGCUCAGUAG